GGAGGCUGCUGGGAUUAGGGUGGGGGUGACUGAGAGCAAAGAGCCUCCAGGGUGAGGAGAGGAAGGAGAGAGAUGGAACUAGACCGGUCUGCGGGGAAACGCGACAGUCUUGGUAGAGGGUAGGGGACAGGGUGGCGCCGGCUAAGAGGGUGGCCGACUGGGGAGGAGUUAGUCUGGUGGGGAAGCUACCUCGUGGGCGGGGGCCUAAUGAAGCUAAGAGCCCCGGGUCGCCAGUAGGAAGGACCCCUUGGCAGUCCCUCCCCUCGGCCUUUUCCUACAUUACUGCUUCUCCCUGCUGGCCUCUGUGCGCUCAGCUCUUGACACUGGCUGCCCGCUGCGGCCUCGAGGGCCGGGACAGUGUCUUGGUAAUGUCCAGGGCUCCAGGAAGAGAUGUCCUUGUGGCUGGAGGCCUCAAUGCCUGAUGUUUCUCCUGACUCUGCAACGGAGCUGUGGAAGAGAGAACCUCAAGAUGCAGGAGACCAGGGAGGCAACACUUGCAUCCUCAGGGAGGAAGCCAGGAUGCCCCAAUCAACUGGGAGUGCUUUAGGGAUAGGAUUGGAGUCAGCAGAGCCUACAGCCCUGCUCCCCAGGGCAGAGAGCCUCCCAGAGCCUACAGAGCUUCGUCCACAAAAGCGGAAAAAGGGACCAGCCCCCAAAAUGCUGGGGAACGAGCUGUGCAGUGUCUGUGGGGACAAAGCUUCUGGCUUCCAUUACAACGUGCUGAGCUGCGAGGGCUGCAAGGGAUUCUUUCGCCGCAGUGUCAUCAAGGGAGCACGAUAUGUCUGCCACAGCGGUGGCCACUGCCCCAUGGACACCUACAUGCGGCGGAAAUGCCAGGAGUGUCGACUUCGCAAAUGCCGCCAGGCAGGCAUGAGGGAGGAGUGUGUGCUGUCAGAAGAACAGAUCCGAUUGAAGAAACUGAAGCGGCAAGAAGAGGAACAGGCUCAAGCCGCAUCAGUGUCCCCGAGGGUCUCCUCAACUCCCCAAGUCCUGCCACAGCUCAGUCCAGAGCAGCUGGGCAUGAUCGAGAAGCUGGUGGCUGCCCAGCAACAGUGUAACAGGCGCUCCUUCUCCGACCGCCUGCGUGUCACGCCUUGGCCCAUCGCACCUGACCCUCAGAGCCGGGAAGCCCGCCAACAGCGCUUUGCCCACUUUACUGAGCUGGCCAUCGUGUCCGUGCAGGAGAUUGUUGACUUUGCCAAACAGCUCCCUGGCUUCCUACAGCUCAGCAGGGAGGACCAGAUCGCCUUGCUGAAGACCUCUGCGAUCGAGGUGAUGCUUCUGGAGACGUCACGGAGGUACAACCCUGGCAGUGAGAGCAUCACCUUCCUCAAGGACUUCAGUUACAACCGGGAAGACUUUGCCAAAGCAGGGCUGCAGGUGGAGUUCAUCAACCCCAUCUUUGAGUUCUCCAGAGCCAUGAAUGAACUGCAACUCAAUGAUGCUGAGUUUGCUUUGCUCAUUGCCAUCAGCAUCUUCUCUGCAGACCGGCCCAACGUGCAGGACCAGCUCCAAGUAGAGAGGCUGCAACACACGUAUGUGGAGGCCCUGCAUGCCUACGUCUCCAUCAACCACCCCCACGACCCACUGAUGUUCCCACGGAUGCUAAUGAAGCUGGUGAGCCUCCGGACUUUGAGCAGCGUCCAUUCAGAGCAAGUGUUCGCUCUUCGCCUGCAGGACAAAAAGCUUCCCCCUCUGCUGUCUGAGAUCUGGGAUGUCCACGAGUGACUGUUUCGCUGUGUCCUUUGUGUUGGCCACACGGCGAAGGCUCACUGACUGCUUCCUACGGGUGGAGCAGACUGAGAAGGGCAGACAUUCCUGGGAGCUGGGUGAAGGAGAGCCUUGCAUAGCAUUAAGGGAGAGUCA
Messenger RNA from Mus pahari (shrew mouse), 1866 nucleotides. RefSeq names its product nuclear receptor subfamily 1 group H member 3 (gene Nr1h3). The record is from RefSeq and is a predicted model, not a curated record. The coding region runs from base 391 to 1728 and encodes 445 amino acids. Gene Ontology annotation, biological process: lipid metabolic process; negative regulation of inflammatory response; negative regulation of transcription by RNA polymerase II. Lineage: Eukaryota; Metazoa; Chordata; Mammalia; Rodentia; Muridae. The transcript is spliced from 10 exons. Gene Ontology annotation, molecular function: zinc ion binding; RNA polymerase II cis-regulatory region sequence-specific DNA binding; nuclear receptor activity.